This is a messenger RNA of Theileria parva strain Muguga, 1830 nucleotides long. It is a transcript of the gene USP39, whose product is annotated as Ubiquitin carboxyl-terminal hydrolase family protein. The record is from RefSeq and is a predicted model, not a curated record. The coding region runs from base 94 to 1830 and encodes 578 amino acids. The transcript has 12 exons. Gene Ontology annotation, molecular function: cysteine-type deubiquitinase activity; zinc ion binding. Lineage: Eukaryota; Apicomplexa; Aconoidasida; Piroplasmida; Theileriidae. Gene Ontology annotation, biological process: protein deubiquitination; spliceosomal complex assembly; mRNA processing.
AUUAGGAACAAAUUUUGUUUUAUAUCAAAAAUAAAAUUAUAUAAAAUUAUUCAAUUGUCAAUUUAAUAAAAUUAUAUAUGUUAAUAAAUUUGAAUGGUGGGAAGACCAAGGAAAUCAGGUGGUAAAAGAUCUAAAUCUGCCUCACCUGCUCCUAAAUCUAAUACAAGGCCUGGAAGGUCUCCGAAGUUGAAACCUGUUAAAGAUACUCCACCGAAAGUUGAAGAAUCAACUAACAGAAGGUCUUCCAGAACCUCCAAAAGGUCACUUUCACGCAGCAAAUCACCAGUUCAACCAUCUAAAUCACCUAGUAAAUCGCCAGCCAAAAGGGCUAAAUCUUCAUCUAAAUCCCCCUCAAGGCCUAAAAAAGGUCAGAAAGUUAAUGAGGAUAAUGAGUUAUCUGAGAAUAACAAUAAGAGUUUGGAUGAAACCCUCACUAUCGCACAAUGUGAAGAACCUUUAAAUGAUCAAAAUGAAUCUCCUGUACCUAAAGUUUCAGAUCCUCCCAAAGUUAAGGUCUUGAAUUGUCCGUAUUUGGGUACUAUAAACCGUCACCUUUUGGACUUUGAUUUUGAGAAGGUUUGUUCCAUUACACUCAGUAACAUUCACGUUUACGCCUGCCUCGUCUGUGGGAAGUAUUUUCAAGGAAGGGGUAAAAACACUUACUGCUAUACACACGCACUGGAGGAGUGUCAUUAUUUGUUUAUGAACCUCGAGGACUGCAGAGUCUACUGCAUUCCCGAAAACUACCCUGUUGAUGACGCUUCACUUGACGAUAUUAAGCAUUUUUUAAAACCUGUUUACACUAAAAAAGAUGUUGAAACUUUAUCAACUCAAGUUAUUUACGGGAAGGCAUUAGAUGGAACUGAUUUCAUUCCAGGUUGUAUUGGAUUAAAUAACUUGAAAAAUACAGACUAUUUUAAUGUAAUAAUACAGUUGAUUUGUGUUGUGGUACCGUUGCGCAACUUGUUCCUUGUUUUUGAUGUAAACAAAGUUCAACCCCCGGAUCCUGUGAUAACCACACUUUCUCAGCUCAUACGCAAAAUCUUUAACGUUAAAAACUUCAAGGGCAUUGUUUCACCUCACGAAUUUGUUCAAUCUGUUGGAAUAGUGACAAACGGUUUAUAUAAGAUUGGAGUCCAAUCUGACCCUGUUUCUCUUUUAUCAUGGCUUUUGGCUCGAAUACACCAGAAGUUACAUAACAAAAACACUAAAGAGAGUAUUGUGACUAAGACCUUCGGGGGCGAGUUACUCAUCAAAACACUCAAAAAGAAUCGCUGGGAAACUGAACGUCAGCCUUUCAGGAUGUUAAGUUUAACUGUUCCAGAGGCCCCAAUCUUUAAGGAUUCUAUGGACACUAACGCUAUUCCACAGGCACAAAUAUUUGAGUUAUUGAGUAAGUAUGAUGGCGUGACUGAGACCGUCAACUCAAGCGGAGAUGUUUGCACUUAUAAGUUAUCAAAGUUACCAACGUACCUCAUUUUGAUAAUUAAAAGGUUCACCAAAAACAACUUCUUCCUGGAGAAAAACCCAACCAUCGUCUCAUUUCCAAUGAAAAAUCUAGACCUCAAAGAUUAUGUAACUGAAGAAAUUAAAGAUUCAGUAACGAGAUAUGAUUUGUAUUGUAACGUAUGUCACGAAGGGAAGCCAACUGGAGGUAUAUUUAAAGUUCACGUGUAUCAUCCACCCUCUGGAAACUGGUUCCAAAUGGAAGAUCUACUAGUUACUUCCAUACUUCCACAGCAAGUUGCCCUCACAGAAUCAUAUGUUCAAGUAUAUAAGAGGCAAGAUUCAGGAAGUGCGAAGGAGGAGGAAGUGGAUAUGUUUUCAUAA